CAUCUCACACACAGUAGACACGCAUUGAGCGUGAGAGAGAGAGAGAGGAUAGAGAGUGGUGCUAUGACGAUGUCUUCACUGGCGAGAAUACCGUUGACUUCUCUGUUUACGGCCGUUGACAAGUCGGAACUCUGUUCGCCGGAAUUUUCCGCCGCCGGACGGUGUCGUUUCGGAUCCAGAAAGUGGGGUUGUAACAAAGGUAUUAGCAUUGGCUACGGUAAUGGAGGAAUUGUGUGUAAAGCGGCGUCUGUCGAGCCCCGGGCGGUGAUUGAAGGGCUCAGCAUUGCUGAAGAUGUAAGCCAGCUUAUCGGGAAGACACCUAUGGUUUAGUUGAAUAGAGUUGUAAAAGGCUGUGUUGCGAAUAUAGCUGCAAAGCUUGAGAUUAUGGAGCCAUGUUGCAGUGUCAAGGACAGGAUAGGAUACAGUAUGAUAACCGAUGCUGAACAAAAAGGGCUUAUAACUCCCGGAAAGACUGUUUUGGUUGAAGCUACAAGUGGAAACACGGGAAUCGGUCUUGCGUUUAUAGCCGCAUCAAAAGGGUACAAGCUUAUACUGACAAUGCCUGUAUCGAUGAGUCUUGAGAGAAAGGUUCUCUUGAGAGCUUUUGGAGCCGAACUUAUUUUGACCGAUGCAGCCAAAGGUGUGAACGAAGCUAUUCGAAAAGCUGAAGAAAUAGUGAAGAAUACUCCAAAUGCUUAUAUGCUUCAACAAUUCAACCACCCCGCGAAUCCCAAGAUUCACUACGAAACCACUGGCCCGGAGAUAUGGGAAGAUACGAAAGGCAAAGUGGACAUACUCGUCGCAGGUAUCGGCACCGGCGGAACUAUUUCGGGGGUCGGUCGUUAUCUCAAAGAACACAAUCCUAAUAUAAAGGUUAUUGGCGUGGAGCCCACAGAGAGCAACGUACUAUCCGGUGGAACUCCGGGUCCGCACAAAAUUCAAGGGAUUGGGGCCGGUUUUGUACCGAAAAAUUUGGAUCUAGAUGUGAUGGAUGAAGUUAUAGAGAUAUCGAGUGACGAAGCAGUGGAAACGGCCAAGCAAUUGGCUCUUCAAGAGGGCUUAAUGGUGGGUAUUUCUUCGGGAGCAGCAGCUGCUGCUGCUAUUAAGGUUGGAACGAGACCCGAAAAUGCUGGAAAACUAAUUGCGGUGGUAUUUCCGAGCUUCGGGGAAAGAUACUUGUCCACGGUGCUUUUCGAGUCCAUUCGAGUAGAAUGUGAGAAUAUGCAACCCCAAUUGUAAAUAUCAUCAAUUUUACAUAAUCUACGUGAAGUGAAUAAUUCGAGAGAAGAACCAAUCGAAUAAUAACAACUCAAUCUGAGUUCUCAUCACAAGUCAUCAUUCUUUAAUUCUCCCAAACCAAGAGAAGAACCGAUCGAAUAAAUGGGGAUCGUCAUUCGAACAUCGACAAUUUCCAAUGUAAACGUAAAACGUUAACUUAUUCAUGUUUGGCUUUUUUUGUGAUAAAUCUCCACUUUUAGCCUCUUCUU
Molecule: messenger RNA, 1487 nt
Organism: Erythranthe guttata (spotted monkey flower)
Lineage: Eukaryota; Viridiplantae; Streptophyta; Magnoliopsida; Lamiales; Phrymaceae
Product: cysteine synthase
Molecular function (GO): cysteine synthase activity
Source: RefSeq, a predicted model, not a curated record